Pollicipes pollicipes is the source of this 1876-nucleotide messenger RNA. RefSeq names its product transmembrane protein 17B. The transcript is spliced from 2 exons. Gene Ontology annotation, biological process: non-motile cilium assembly. The record is from RefSeq and is a predicted model, not a curated record. Gene Ontology annotation, cellular component: ciliary transition zone. The coding region runs from base 75 to 644 and encodes 189 amino acids. Lineage: Eukaryota; Metazoa; Arthropoda; Thecostraca; Pollicipedomorpha; Pollicipedidae.
ACGAGAAUGCCGCAGGAGACAGGCUGAGAGCGCCGUUGGUGGGUGUGUGGUUGCAUCGCCAUUAUUCAGAUAAGAUGAGUAACGCCGGCAGACGGUGGAGCAUCAACAUCCUCACCGAGACGAUCUUCCCGGGAAUCGACUUCGACACGCUGCCGACUAACCGUGUGCCCCGGCCUCCCUUCGGGCACGAGCUAGUGGCAUACCUCCCGCUCCAGAUGUGCCUCUACUUCAACAUCCUUUUCGUGCCGUGCUGGAGCGCCGUGCUCGUUGUCGCCUUCAACACCAAGUUCGACCGCAUGGACUUUCUCAACCGCUACAUCUACCUGACGGUGUUGGUGGGCGCGCUGUUGAUGGAGGCGGCCCGCCUGUACGUCGGCUACGUCGGCAGUCUGCGGGAGGACGUGCCCGACCUGGCCGGCUUCUGGCUCAUUACUCUCCUCCUGGCCUGUCCGCUGCACAGCAUCCUGCUGCUGAACACGGCGGCGCUGCGGCUGGCGCCGGAGAUGGCCGUGGCCGGGCCGCAGGUGCUGUUCGUGCUGGUCGAGCUGGCGCUGGGCUACGUGGCCGUCCGCCAACUGGCCCGGCACCAAGUCAGCAAGUUCCACGCUGCGAACGCGGCCCGGGUCGAGCUGCAGCAGGCGUAGCACCGACUGCGGUGUGUGUCUGCCGGUGGGAUGGCGGCUGGGAAGGCCCCGUCGACGACCUUGUGUUUUGUCUGAUAUGAAUGAUGUGUUGGUUGGGCUGGCGUUGUUCGAGCGCCCAUCAGUCGUGGCGCUCCGCGGUGCGCUUGAUGUGUGGAGGGAAGCUGCUCCCAUUUACUCUGACUUUCAGACAUCAAACCUGGGAGUCCCGCUCUAAGUAGCAUCUUUGUAAGGCUCUGUGAGGUUAAGAUGUUUUGAGGGCUUCGCGCGAAUUUCCGCAACAUAGCUUCAGACCAGCUCGCGUGCAUUUCGCAUUUGAGUGACCACGAUGGCGUUCCUCAAGUUUAACCAUGCCCUUGCUAUGUCAACAACGUGUGGUACUUCGUUGGGUCUUGGUCAUGGCGGUAACAUCUGAAUAUCCGCAGUAGUUUCUGCAGGAUACGAGAAGUGUCAUUGCCGGAUGAUCGUUUUGUAAAUGUCGCCGUCUGCCAGACCGGGCGCAGGCGAAAGCCCCUCAAACUGUACAUGGGGCUCAGCAGGCAAUAGUAAUGUGAAAUUUCCUAUCGGCUUGCAAAGGUAGCACCCGUCCCAAGAAAGUGUGUGGUCUGUUUUUAGGACCACCAAACCAGCUCAAUGAUUCUGCACGUGGGCCCGUCCUGUUCUGAGAAGUUUCUGGCCAUCGGUCUCCGAUAAUAUCCGCGGGUGUUUGCCGCCUUUCGUAGCUGAAUUCUGUUGACUGAAAUCGAGAAUGAUAGCUUUCUAAAUUAAGCGCGAUGAGGGUCAAAUAUUUAACGGUACGUGCGGCGCAAAUUAGGCGCGUGCACUCCGCUCUUACUUCCUCACACAUCGGAAGGGAUCAUUGCAGGCGUAAGCCUUAACGGAGGAAGCUGCAGGAGGCUUAGGAAGUCAAACCGCAUUCUCAGAAACCUGCGGGAAACUGGCCGGCGCGAAGGUCGCCAGAGCCUCCUCAUACGCUCGCGGUUGCACGACGCCUCAGCGGCGGCCGUGCAGUAGGUGUUGUGUCUUGCUGCGGGCUUAGCCCCCAAUUGAGUAAUCGGCCCGGCUUCGUCCCCGGCUGUGAGCGAUGAAUAGGCUGCUGCGCCACCCUGACCAUGGGAGUUAGAAGUGACGCAUAAUUUUCCGGGAAUAAACUAUGUUGUGCAUAACUAAGUUUUUCUAAGCCCACCGGAUCUCUCGCCGCAAAGAAUAGGUGUAAGCUACAGCGACGAAAGAUG